GUAAUAAUAAUAAUAAAAACCAGCAUACUGCAUCAGGAAGUAUGAAUAAAUGAAAAAAGGCGAAAUACCGAAGAAAUAGUAUGUUACUUGUUUCAAUUGAAUGUAGUGAUCACCGCGGCGAUCGUGGGAUGUGACCCUGGUCCAUGAGAGCGUUUAUGACCUCAGGAUUCAUGUAAUUGUCGUACAAUGACUCAAAAUCCGCCUCGACAUAGAGCAGCGCAUCAUCUCGCCAUCCUCAACUCUGCUAAUAUGGAGAAAUACGGGCUUUACGUGCUCUUGUUUUUAUUUUCUUGUGGAAAAAUACUGGCACAAACAGGUACGACAUUUGUAACAACACCAAAGGUGAUUGAAGCUGUGUUUGGAGAACAGACUCAUUUCUUCCUGACUUACACAACUCCCGACAAUUCAUCCGUGUUCACCGUCUCUCGUCUGCUCGGAAACGAAUCUCAUGAGGUCAUCAAAAUUGUUGACUUGAGCGUCACAACUAAUUCCUCGUGGACGAUGGAAGCAAAUGUGGCGGUCAGUGUGGUGGACGAUAACACGAGGAAGGUCAAUAUCACGAUAUACAAAGUGGACUUUCAGAUUCAUGAUGGAAAUUACAUCGUCAAGGUCAACGGUUCGGACGGAAUGGGACAAGAUGUACUUCUGAUAAGGACCAUAGCCUCUCCCGAAAAACUACAAUUGACAGUAUCUGAUAGAGUUGCCCCAAAAGAUACCCGCGUUUACUUUCGCUGUAAGGGUAAUACCGGAAGACCGAGGCCGAUUGUCCACUUGUUACGCCGCGAUGUGUUCAACGGCACCACCAACAGGACAUUUCGCUCUGUGUUGACGGAGGCCAGUCCUAAUGUGACGUUCUUGGAGAACCUAGGCACCUACAUUGUGGAUCAGAGCUUCCCUUGGACCGCCCUGUGGCAGGACAACCUCGCGGAAUUCCGAUGUGACAUCACUUACAAUAUUGGUCUCGGAACCGCCCUGUCGUCUGCUCAAAGCGAUACAGUCACUCUCAAUGUCACAUCAACACAGAACACACAAAUUGAACCUCAACCCCCCACUGUAGACCUGAGACAAGACGAUCUGGUUAUCCUGUGUUCAGUCACUUCUCCAUCACAGAUUGAAACAGUGUAUACAAUACAGUUAAUGAAAAACAACUCCGGUCCUGCACUAGCAAAUGUAGUUUCAGUUCGUGCAAAUGGUGGUACAGAUCUCGUAGCAUGGCAGGACACUACUUUACAGAAGAGGGCUACAGCAACAGGCACCGUCAGUUCACCUCAAACAGCACAGCUAAAGUUCACCAUCCCCAAGGAUGACGUUCAGUGCCCAGCAGAUUUUACAGAAUACAAAUGUUCCAUGAAUGGCUUUGGGACUGGUACAACAGGUGUGGUUAAUCAAGAAACAAACCAAAUAUUCGUUUCUUACAGAGUCCAGCCGACACUUAUUGAGAUGCCGCAGGUUCGGAUACUCGGGGAAUUUUCUAACACGGCCCAGAGACAGUUUACAGUUGGGACCGCCCUUCAGCUGAAAUGCACAGGACAAACAGGAAGUGACCCAAGUGCUACAAUUCGAUGGUGUGCGAAAACUGCAAAUACUUUUACCUUUACGGGGCUUCCUCAGACCCCAAUCCACUCUGAAGCCUCCCUCUCCGGAUGCCAGUACACUCGUUCCAGUACGAUCACCUACAACCUGACUAACAGCGACACCUACACCCAGUUCUUGUGUGAAUCUGGGAAUUCUGGACUGUGUGAAACCGGGACAGCCAAACAGUAUUUCAAUAUAACUCUAGAAGGCAAUACUGGUACAACUAAUACCCGCACAUCAACUGAUACGGACGAUGCAGGGAUCAUUGCAGGGGGCGUGAUAGGAGGUCUAGCAGUUCUGAUUCUCAUCAUUCUUUUGGUUUACUUCCUGGUUCUGCGCAAGAAAACGGACGGCGAAACUUCAACAGACCCUGCCAAUGACAGAACAAAAGAAGAUGUACCAGGAUAUAAUGGGCCAGCUAACCCAGAGGGACCAGUUUAUAGUGUACCGGUCAAAGACCACCCCCCAGAGAGACAGGAGUUGUUAGAUGAGGAUGAGAGGGAAGAGGACAAUCGUAAUGGUAACGGCACAACAGCACAGGAAGAACCCAAGAAGGAGCUCCACUACGCUGACCUGGAUAUAGCGAGCCAACCUCCAGGGACCCAGGUCAAGCCGCAGCCUAAACCACGCAUGGAAGUCAGCAAUACCGAAUACGCAAGUGUAACGUUCAGCAGCGUCUAACUACCCCACAGCAUUCAAUCCACGUGACCAAAGUCUUUUUGAAUAUUUAUUAUUUUUAGAACUUUUUGUUAUCAGAAUGGUUUUGCUUCUUCUGCUUGUAAAUUUACUUGUAUAAUAAGUACCAUUCGUUGACAUGUUUUUUAUGUAGAACACAAAAUCCGUUCAGGAAUCUUCUUGAUUUUUUUUUCUUCUCUGGCAUGAAUUACACACUGCUUAGUGUUGCCUUAACGAUGUCUGCAUGUCAUUAAUGUCUUUGGUAUGAUGAAGCAGACACAAACUAGAGACAUAUUGUUUAUAUCUCACAGUUGAUCUUCAAUUUAUUAUACAACAAUUUCUCUGUAGUUUUAUGGAAGAUGUUAAGUUUUGAUUUGUUAUAUUUUUAUGCUUAUUCAAGUCUACCCAGAGUUACCAGUAUUCAGCAUGUACACAGGAAGGAAGGUUAAUUAACUGUAAUAAGGAGUAUUGUAUGAGAUCCUGACUUCACUGUAAUAAGGAGUAUUGUAUGAGAUCCUGACUUCACUGUAAUAAGGAAUAUUGUAUGAGAUCCUGACUUCACUGUAAUAAGGAAUAUUGUAUGAGAUCCUGACUUCACUGUAAUAAGGAAUAUUGUAUGAGAUCCUGACUUCACUGUAAUAAGGAGUAUUGUAUGAGAUCCUGACUUCACUGUAAUAAGGAAUAUUGUAUGAGAUCCUGACUUUACUGUAAUAAGGAAUAUUGUAUGAGAUCCUGACUUCACUGUAAUAGGGAAUAUUGUGAUAUUCUGAGAGGACUUCAGUACAUGUAUGAUGGGAGAUUUUUAUUCCAAACUUAAAACAAUGACAUGUUUUUGUUGAUACUGUUAUUUUAUAACUUGGUCAGUCUAGGCAGAAUUUAAUGUAUGCAGGAUGUAAUAACAACGAAAUUAAUCUAGAUCGAUUACUCUUAAUAAUUUACAUAUAGAUACUAAUUAUCUUGUUUCCCUUGUUGUGCAUGAUACACAAUCAUUUACAAAGUUUGAACAGUUCUGGUUAGAGGUUAGAUCUACAGACGUGAAAGAUUGACUAUAAUCUGAUGUUCACCAUUCAGACCUAGCUUACUGUGUGAUCUCACUGUAACUAUGGUGAUAUAUUUUUGUAAGCAAUUUGUCUUACAUUCCUCGGUAGAGUUCUUUUGAUCAAGUUUUCCAGCAAAGUCUAUAAGGUUGCAUGGUUUCAUUUAUGUCACAUAUACAUUUAGCAGGUGCUAUUAAACAUUGUAUAAAUGGUGAAAUCAUAUUCUUUAGUGUAUAUGAGGAAAUAUGAUACAUCAGAUUUCACAUUAUACAAUAAAGUUUUGUCAAUUAUUAAAUCAUCUACCAAGACAAAUUUACAAAUGUAAGGAGUGGAAUUAUAAAGUGUAAAAAAAAUUUCAUUAAAACAAUAUUUGUACUCAAGGAUUUAAUGAUGCAUACAUAUCAAACUCUUGUGUGAACUUGAUUUUUGUUUACUGGGAAUGAAGUUUCGCCGCCCCUCCCCCUUCCAGAAUCUUUCCAAUAAUUAGUGAUGUAUGACCGUUUAUAAUUUUUUAAAGACCUUCAGAAUAAACUUAUAUUUCCUUCUGGACAUUCAUAUGUGGCAUGUUAUUUUUUAUAUAAAGAGUAUUUUUCUAUUUUGGAAACAAGCAGUGUAUAUAGUUGAAAACCUCAUUGUGUUUUAUGGAUAUAUCUGUACCCCAAGUCUGGGUUACUGAGAUGUUUUGUGGAUAUUUUUUACCCUGAAUUUGGGUUAUUGAGAUUUUAAUGUUCUUUUUUUAUCUGUGUAAUUGAUGUAUGAUGUGUGGCAUGAUAUACACAAUGGCUAUCAAAUUAUUCUUGAUGAAAUUCUAUGUUAUUUAUGAUUUUUCUUUGAUAUUUGGAAGUUGGUAAUUCUUAAUAAGGGUAACAUGUAUAUGAAUUUCUUAGCAAUUAAGACCACAGUUGCAGAGCAUGUUAAGAUGAGUUAACCUGAGUACAGUAAAACACUGUUACAGUUCUCCUCCAAGGCCAGCAAAAAAUAGUUUGUUUUAACUAAACUUCAUUAUACAGUAAAACACUGUUAUAGCAAACCUCCAGGGCCAGCAAAAAAUAGUUCGUUAUAAUCAAACUUCAUUAUACAGUAAAACUCUGUUAUAGCAAACCUCCAGGGCCAGCAAAGAAUAGUUUGUCAAAACCAAACUUCAUUAUACAGUAAAACACUGUUAUAGCAAACCUCCAGGGCCAGCAAAAAAUAGUUCAUUAUAACCAAACUUCAUUAUACAGUAAAACACUGUUAUAGCAAACCUGCAGGGCCAGCAAAAAAUAGUUCAUUAUAACCAAACUUCAUUAUACAGUAAAACUCUGUUAUAGCAAACCCCCAGGGCCAGCAAAAAAUAAUCCCUCAUAACCAAACUUCAUUAUACAGUAAAACACUGUUAUAGCAAACCUCCAGUGCCAGCAAAAAAAAAUUUUUAAAACUUCGUUAUAACCAACCUUCAUUAUAUCCAAGAGAAUUUUCAUUAUAUUCCUCUCAUUGGGGGAAUAAAUAUCACUUCACAAUAAAGAUGAAAUGAUUGUGCUAGUUAUAAGCAUGUUCUACUGUAUUCAGAAUGUGUAAUCACUAACUUGGUGAACACUGGGAAAUUUACACCUUGUCUUAUUUUGAUCUUCAAAUUUAGGAAAAAAAAUUAACCCUGGGCAUUUUAAAUUCAUUGUUUCAUUUUCUCCACGUGAUAAUAGUUGCAUGUCUUUAUAAUGAGAACAAAAAUUGUGAAUUGAAAUAGGGAUAAAAAAGGAUCCCAGUAGACAUUACUACUCAUAUAUACAAUUUUAUUUUAGUUGUGUAAAUGCUUCGUUUGUAUGACUAUUACAUGUAAAGCAAGUGUGCAUUUUGCCCUUUUUUUUUUAUUGAGAGAGCAAUAGAUCAAAGUAGAUGCUUUUUUAUUGUUAGAAAAGAAACCGUAAUUAAUUUUAUGCUAGUAAUUGGUGCUAUGAUCUCGGAAAAAUAAGCCCACACACGUUAACGAGUGUGAGCUGUGUGACAGUAGAACCUGUUUUAUGUUAGCAUCCUGUGAUCUUGCCUGGAAUGCCUGUCCAUGUUUAAAUGUAAACUGUUACAUUCGUGUAUAUUUGUUAUUUUGGGAAAAAAGAGAUUGUAUUUUUCCACCAAAAGUAAUAUUUAAUAAAAGUAUAGAAAAUACCCUGAUAAGUGUUUACCUUAUGAAGGCAAAGGCAAGUCCAAAAUUCCGGGUUUAGUCGAGAGCCAAAUUGCACUGUCAUGCAUGUUGGAAUUUGUGGAGCAGUUUAAUUAGUAUGUAGAACAAUGGUUAGUUAUCGUAUGUGUGCAUAUCAAGAGUGCAUCGUUAUUGAAAUCGUCUUCCUGGAGUCAGAAUGUACAAAUAUCUGCAAUGCCCUGGAGUACAUAGCAUUGGUUGAGGUGGAUACUGUUGUGUGUUUUGCCAUUUUGCUGGUAACAAGGGCAAGGAUUUUAGUAAAAAGAAGAUGAAAUUCAAAACAACUGUCUGAUCUUCAUUCUCAGUAAUAUUCAGUAAUUGAUCGCCCCAAAUGUCAGUAGAAACCCUACAGUUAACGUCGAUUAUUGCAAUCUUCCCAGAAUUCCAGAUGUAUGAUAAUUGAUCAAUUGUUACUGGUCUUUUGUUUUAGCCUCGUAAGAAACAUCCCAGGAGUUACGAAGAGGAGGACCACAAGAGGCGGAUAAGAGGCCAUGAAAACGAAGGCCUGGAAGAUAAGCACACA
Ostrea edulis (European flat oyster) is the source of this 5983-nucleotide messenger RNA. RefSeq lists its product as uncharacterized. The transcript has 13 exons. Bases 187 to 2256 code for a protein of 689 amino acids. NCBI's taxonomy places the organism in Eukaryota, Metazoa, Mollusca, Bivalvia, Ostreida, Ostreidae. The record is from RefSeq and is a predicted model, not a curated record.